AUGGACGGAAAAUUCUCAAUAGCCUGGCAUGCAACUAGAGUUGAUCGCAAUGGAUCUACUGGACUGGCUAGAACCUACUCUCACGUUCGUGUCACGAUGAAAGGGUGGGUGAAGGUGUGUGGACGUUCGAAAGGGGUGAACUACGUUUCGUACCACUCAUUCCGAACACCCGCACCCUCACCCACACUUUCUGUCUUUUGA
Messenger RNA from Adineta ricciae, 201 nucleotides. The record is from the annotation of a GenBank genome assembly. NCBI's taxonomy places the organism in Eukaryota, Metazoa, Rotifera, Eurotatoria, Adinetida, Adinetidae.